AUGAUCUGGGGCGCCGGGCUGCAGUUGCCCAAGGCCCUUCGACAGCUUCUGCAUUGCCUGAUCCGAACCCGGCGGCGGCAGUUCUUGCUACUUUUGUCGGCCGUGCUGGUCGGCAGGCACUUCUUCCAGCAGCGAGUGCAGAACUUCAAGCCGUCGCUUCUCGUGCCGAGGGCACAGCGACGCGGAGAAGGCAAGAAAGCUUCCGAAGGCGGAAAGAAAGAGGUCUCGACCGAGUCGGGCGAUGUUGAGCUUCGAACCGCUUUCUGUGCUGUUUUCCGGGCCGCUGGGGAACGCUGUGGCCGAGGCCCGCAGAUCUCGGCCAAGGCGCGCUCCGGCCGCGAGUGCCACCUUCGCUGCUUCGCAGAACAACGUUUCGCGCAGCUGCGUGCGGACUGGGGGCUCGGCGAGGAGCGCUACUGGGCAAGCUUGGCCAACAGCGGGCUGCGUGGUGGCAUCCAGGAGCCCAGUGGGAAGAGUGGAAGCCUUUUCUGGAUCUCUGGAGAUGGGCUUCUGGUCUUGAAGACCACGGAAGCCGACGAGCUUCAGAAGUUGCUACAGGGUCUCCCUCGAUACGAACAGCACUUUGCCACCUACAAGAACUCGCUGCUAUGUCGGUUUUUCGGUGCAUAUGAGCUGCUUCUGGGACGUCGGCGGGUUCGUUUGGUGGUAAUGAAUAACAUGUUCGCAUGCGCUCUUCAACCCCAUGUAGUCUACGACCUCAAGGGCACAACGGAAGAUCGGUGGGUCAAUCCGCGGCCGGGUACUGUUCUCAAAGACUUGAACUUCGCGGACAAAACCAUUGGAAUUCCUGACUUAAAGCAUAAAGCUGCUCUUCUGCACAUCCUGAAAAGAGAUACGCAGUUUCUGCGGAGCCAGAACGUGAUGGACUAUUCUGUUUGCCUUGGAGUGCACUACUGCGAGGAGAACAGCUAUCCCAACUCAGAGCUCAUGACGCCCGAGCCGGGCAUCUCCUCUUCACUGGCCGUCCUGCGCGGCUAUGAGCCAAAGUAUCAAUGUACGCUGGUACGGAAUCAGCCUUCGCAGAAGGUAGUUUUCUUCAUUGGCAUCAUCGACAUCUUGCAGCAGUUCACUUGGACGAAGGCACUUGCACACACCGUGAAGUCCCUGAGCCUUGGUUGGGUGCACGAGAUCGACACGGCCCCACCAGCUUACUACGCGCGGCGCUUCAAGACGUCUUUCUGUGCGAAGGUGCAGACGUUCCGUGAACCGGAGGAUCGCGUCACGCGCUUCGUCCGACGUCUGCGCCUGGGCAUCGAGAACGGCACCGUGCCCUGUCCUACCUUUGUCAGCCUUGAGCGGCCGCGGUCAGAGACAAAUCCGGAGUUUAGUGCCGACCCCACGGCUGAUGUGACACUGGACGAGGCUGUGGACUUCGCGGUGAGACGCGGUGGGCAACUGCUGGUGGCCCGGCGUGGUCUGCUCCGCAGUCGGGCAGAGGAGGUGGAAGCUUUCCUGGACAUGGAUCGCCAUGCCCUGAUCUUUCAGGAGAUGGCACGGCGCCCUUACGCACGCGGCCGCCGCCCCACGUCGCUUGUAGCUUGCUACAAGAUCCGGCGUGUGUACCUGACCAUUGUCUGCUACAGGCCGCGAGACCUGUACUGCAUGGCAUGUCGCUCCCACAUGAAGAUUGAGGCUGAACCCCCGGAGUCGCGGCGCUUUACAGUGGAGGCGGAUGACGAGGAGCCGCUUCGCUUCACAGCGCCGAGCCGGCGUCAGGCGAAGCUCUGGGUCACAGCCCUGGAGGUGGCCGCCGGCUACGUCGAAGCAAACGUCGAAGACGUCCGAGAAGCACAGGCCGCUGCGCUGGUCAGCUCUGCCAGUGGCAGCCCAGAUGCAGCCUUCCUCUCCAAGCCGGCCUCAGCAGUGCGUGCGGCGCUGCUCGGUUCCUUGGACUUUCUCUUGGAGGAGAAGGAGCUUGCAGUGGUGCUCGGUACAGCGCGGCAGGCGAGGCAUGGGCUGCUCGAGCCAUACCUUCUCGGGCCAGAGGCAGAACGUCGGUGGCAGAAGAGGCGGCUGAAGUGGAUUUUCGGGUUCGUUGAUGCCGAUGGAACAGGAGCACUGUCCAUUGAAAAGAUCAACCUGUUGUGGCAUGAGAUGAACAUCAAUGAAAAGGAGGGCCAGCAGGUCCUCACAGCAUUUCUGCGGGAGGAGCGGCAGGGCCGGCGUUCCGGCGGCGGUCGCCAGAUCGGUGGCGGUCAGGUGCUACGACUCCAGGAUUGGACCAAAAUGCUGUCUCUGGUGGACAGCGCCUAUGUGAAAGCAGUCCACCGGUGCGUGAGGGAUCACCUUCACCUUGGCCGCCCUGCUUCGCGCAGCGCUGGAACGAUGUCGGAGCUCAUGGUGCACGGAGUCAACUCAGAGCCGGCGAUGGUACAGGUGACUGCGGAUGACUUAGCAGGCUUCUUCGUGGGCAUCCAGGGUGUCUGGCCGCCUCCAUCGAAGCAACAAGUCGAAAGGCUGAUUGCACGCCUCCCUGCACCGCUCAGCUCCAAGCAGCACAGCCUCUCUGCAGAAGCGUUGGUGCAGCUGCUUUGCUCACCAGGCAAUGCGCUGGUGGAUCCAGCAAAGCGGUCUUUGUUCCAGGACAUGACACAGCCGCUGUCCGCCUACUUCGUCGACACCUCGCACAAUACCUACCUGGAGGGCAACCAGCUGAGCAGCCGCUCCUCCGUGCUCCGCUACGUGGAGGUUCUCCGCACCGGUUGCCGAUCCGUGGAGGUGGACGUUUGGGACGGCAGCAAUGGAGAGCCAGUGGUCAAGCACGGGUACACUGUGACCACUGAAGUACCUUGA
Symbiodinium sp. CCMP2592 is the source of this 2814-nucleotide messenger RNA. NCBI's taxonomy places the organism in Eukaryota, Dinophyceae, Suessiales, Symbiodiniaceae. The record is from the annotation of a GenBank genome assembly.